GACGGAGUGGAUUGCGGCAGUCCUCGACAGCGGAAAGAGCCGCAAAUAAGGAUUUUUUAAAUCGAGCUGUAUCGACUCACAACUGCCGCUUUUUGUUUGUUUCUCCUCCUUCUUUCUGGAAUUCGAUAAACGGAACUUUUUUGGUUUUCCUGGAGUUUUGGAGAGUCGUCUUUCAGAUAUGGACAGUCUGCGACCCGCUGCAGGGAGCGACUGGCCGGUGAUCAGUCAGUAGACACAGACUGCCUCUACACUGGAAACUCACCGUCUGGGACUUAAUUCUGGAUAUUUCAUGAAGCGCUUCGCAUUUUUGUUCAGUUCUGGGACACAGUGGAUUUACCAGCUCCAGGAACGGAUUGAUACUCGUGAUUCCCGGUCGACGACAAGAGAGCUUUUCGCUUCUAAAGUUGCAGGAAAAACAUGGAGACUGUAAGUCGGCAGAGCUUCCAGCCUCAUCCGGGACUGCAACAAACUCUCAAGCAGUUUCACCUCAGCUCUAUGAGCUCUCUGGGCGGACCGGCGGCUUUCUCUGCCCGGUGGCAACAUGAGCUCCUCUUUAAGAAGGACGGAAAGGAGCCAGAGCCGGUUCUGCAGCAUCUCCCGCCGCCUGUGAUGCCGGGCCCGCUCUUCAUCCCGUCCGAUCGCUCCACGGAGAGGUGUGAGACGGUCCUGGAGAGUGAGACCAUCUCAUGCUUCGUGGUCGGCGGGGAGAAGCGACUGUGUCUCCCGCAGAUUCUGAACACGGUGCUGCGGGACUUCACCCUGCAGCAGAUCAACUCGGUGUGCGACGAGCUGCACAUCUACUGCUCCCGGUGCACGGCGGACCAGCUGGAGAUCCUUAAAGUCAUGGGGAUCCUGCCCUUCUCCGCGCCGUCCUGCGGCCUCAUCACCAAGACGGACGCCGAGCGGCUGUGCAACGCCCUCAUCUACGGAGGCGCCUACCCGCCCCGCUGCAAGAAGGAGCUGAGCGGAGGAUCGCUGGAGCUGGAGCUCACCGAGAGGAGCUUCAAAAUCUACCACGAGUGUUUCGGCAAGUGUAAGGGCUUGUUCGUGCCGGAGUUGUACACCAACCCCAACGCAGCGUGCAUCCAGUGCAUGGACUGCAGACUCAUGUAUCCGACUCAUAAGUUCGUGGUGCACAGUCACAAGGCGCAGGAGAACAGGACUUGCCACUGGGGCUUCGACUCGGCUAACUGGAGGGCAUACAUCCUCCUGGGCCAGGAUUACACGGGGAAAGAGGAGAAGAGCCGUCUGGAGCUGCUGCUGGACGAGAUCAAGGAGAAAUUUGACUUCGCCAACAAGUACAAGAGGAAAGCAUCAUCCAGGCUGUCAGACCCCAUCCCAAUCAAAAAGUCCAAACAUGAAGACUUCCCAUCACAAUCCCCAUUGGCUGACAAAGAGAAGCAGCACGACUGGCUGUCCGCCUCCAAUAAGGGGCUUAACUGCAUCCAGCCUAGGCAGAGACCCUCAGCGUUCAGACCUUGGUCUCCACAUAUCUCUGCUGCUGAUAAGGAACCCUCCAGUCAUCCUCUGGCCCUGCUGAGAGACAGUUUCUACAACUACAAGAGCCUGGAGAACGCUGUGGCCCCUAAUGUGGCCCUCACACCGCUGCCCCUGGGAAAGAUGGGUCCCAUGUCCCCGUCAGUCCCCAGCACCUCCCACCCAAGCGGAGGUGAACCUCCAGGCGAGGGAGCGAACGCCAGCGCCAGGCCUCGCAAGAGGAGAGCCACAGGGGAGCUCCAGCCUCCAGCACCGGAGGGUCCCUGUCCUCCUUCCUCCACUGCCAGCAAGCCACUGCCACCCCCACCUCAGGACGACAAAGACUCUGAGGUGGAGAUCGAAGUGGAGAGCCGCGAUGAUUUCACUUCCUCCCUGUCCUCCCUGUCGUCACCAUCCUUCACCUCGUCCAGCAGCUCAGCCAAAGACCUGAGCUCGCCUGGAACCCAGGGGCCGAUCUGCACCGUCACGUCGGCAGAGGGCACCCCUCCCGCCGCUGCAGCCGCCCCCGUCACGACCCCCGUCACCCCUCCGGAGCUGGGGCUGGAGUCUGAGCUGGAGAGUCUGAGGCAGGCCCUGGACAGCGGCCUCGACUCCAAAGAGUCAAAGGAGAAGUUCCUGCAUGAGAUCGUGAAGAUGAGGGUGAAGCAGGAGGAGAAGCUGGGGUCCGCUCUGCAGGCCAAACGCAGCCUCCAGCAGGAGCUGGAGUUCUUACGGGUUGCCAAGAAGGAGAAGCUGCGAGAGGCGACCGAGGCCAAGCGUAACCUGAGAAAGGAAAUCGAACGCCUUCGAGCGGAGAGCGAAAAGAAGAUGAAAGAAGCCAACGAGUCGCGGAUCCGCCUGAAGCGGGAGCUGGAGCAGGCCAGACAGCUGAGGGUCUGCGAUAAAGGCUGCGAGGCGGGACGUCUCCGCGCCAAAUACUCGGCACAGAUCGAGGACCUCCAGAUGAAGCUGCAGCACGCCGAGGCCGACCGCGAGCAGCUCCGAGCCGACCUCCUGCUGGAGCGGGAGGCCCGGGAGCACCUGGAGAGAGUGGUAAAGGAGCUGCAGCAGCAACUUUGGCCCAAAUCCAACAGCGACAAGGAGGGGACGCCCAUGGACAUGCCAGCUGACAACUAACCCAGCAGCCCAACCUCUCCUCCGCCCCAAACUGUUCCCCCUCACCCAACCCAUCGCCACGACCGCCCCCCCUCCAUCAUCAUCAUCAUCAUCAUCAUCAUCUUCCCGGGCCGGCUACAGUGCUCUCCAUCACGUUAACCCUCCACAAAGACAAAAUAAAGACUCCCACGCUCAGAGCAGAGACGGAGAGAAGAAACCUGCGUCCUCAUCCACGCCCAUAAAAAAAGUCCAGCGAGCGGUUUCCUUGGAGACAAGACUGGCAAACGACAGUUCGAGGAUGCAACAAGGAAAUGCAUUACUAAAUCAAAAGCACUGACUAGCACCUUCCAAACUCACAGAACUGAAAACUGGAUCAGAAGAAUGAAAGAGAAACAGACGCACAGCACCAAGUGUGUGUGUGUGUGUGUGUGUGUGUGUGUGUGUGUGUGUGUGUGUGUGUGUGUGUGUGUGUGUGUGUGUGUGUGUGUGUGUGUGUGUGUGUGUGUGUGUGUGUGUGUGUCAGCGACUGUUGGACAGACGUCUGUGAUGAAAAAUGCUUAAAAAAAAUAAACAAAAAAAUAAAAGACUAUAAUAUUAAACAGUUAUUCAGCUGUUGAGAGGUGAUCUAGCGGUGCAUCUAUGAGGGCCAGGCUCACACUUAACCCCCCCAAACCCCCCUUCCCCAAGAAGUCUCCACCGCCGUCCCUCGCCAUGACCAAGAUGGAGGAUUUGAAGACAUUAUAAGCUAUUUAAGAGACUACAUAGCGAUUAUGUAAAGAAAAAAAAAACAAAAAAAAGACAGUUUCUUUGUUUCUCUGUGCUAUCGUAGUUUGGAAAAUCGAGAAAAAGAAAAAAAAGACACAAACGAAUCAGAACAUGAACAAAACAAAGCAAAUGAACUUUCCACAGUGCCACCAUGGGUUUGUGAGUUUUACAGGAAGCCAGCACAGUCCACUGAGCGGGAAAAAGCAUCAUGUUCAAAAUCCAAGCAGCCCCCCGUUUGGUCCUCAAACUCGUUUGGGAAAAUCAUUUCUUUCUAAUUUGUAAAAGCGGAGGGCCAGCUUGUAUUCAAACUGAUGUUUUUUCUCUCUUUGGAUCAAAUCUUGAAUUGGGAAUUUGGAGGAAAAAACAUGCUGUGUUCAAGGCACCUUUUUUUUUUUUUUUAUUCAGUGAGCACUUGUUUUUGGAUGAUCAAUAACUUUAUCCAACAGUCUCCGUCACAAUGUCGCUCACACUACACACACACACACACACACACUGACUGCCA
Scomber japonicus (chub mackerel) is the source of this 3859-nucleotide messenger RNA. It is a transcript of the gene skia, whose product is annotated as v-ski avian sarcoma viral oncogene homolog a. The transcript has 7 exons. Lineage: Eukaryota; Metazoa; Chordata; Actinopteri; Scombriformes; Scombridae. Gene Ontology annotation, biological process: negative regulation of BMP signaling pathway. Gene Ontology annotation, cellular component: nucleus. Gene Ontology annotation, molecular function: SMAD binding; DNA-binding transcription factor activity, RNA polymerase II-specific; RNA polymerase II cis-regulatory region sequence-specific DNA binding. Bases 418 to 2613 code for a protein of 731 amino acids. The record is from RefSeq and is a predicted model, not a curated record.